AUGCCUGUGCGGUCCAUUCCUCGUACGCGCUCCUUGGAGUGCCCACCAGGCUUCGCACCAGCCAAGCGAGUGAGCCGUCCGGGCAAGAGGCGCACGAGACUGGCUGCUGCUGCCGUGGUGAGCAGAGCGAGCAAGCGAACUCCCAAGACGUUUGCAGAGCUGCUAGAAGAGGCGAAUCUAGAGACCCUGCCACCAGGCACGCCCUCCUACCUCACAGCAGCAGUGGGCCCUCCAACAGCCGCCUCAAAGACUGCCAUAUCGAACUCUAUCAUGGGCGCGCUUCGUCAUCGCUUUCUGCUCGCGCUCGUCCUCGUGGCGUCUCUAAACUUCCUCGCGGUUUUCGCGGCGCAGCCUCCGCCGGAUGGGUACUACGGCGCGAGUGAGCCGGCGCUGGAAGAAGCAUACGACCAGCGCGCGCUCCUGGAGGCCGAAAGCGAUGCCUCGCUUGACUCCCUUGACUCCGUUGACUUGGAGGACUCGCGGGUGCUUCUCUCGAUGGGGGAUGCAGCGGCGGACUUGAAGCAGACGUCGGACGACCUCAGCGGUAGCGUGAAGAAAGCUGUCGGGCAGGCGGGGAGGAACGUGCGCAACUCGAUCGGCUCCAUGGUCGGAGUCCCGCCCAACAAGGGCACGAAGAAGCACCACCGCCGCGGCGGGAAGAAAACUGGGCGCCGCGGCGGGAAGAAAACUGGGCGCCGCGGCGGAAAGAAAACUGGGCUGGCGGGAGCUCGUAAGCGCAAAUCGGGCGCGGCAGCCCCCAAGACGUCUGCUGCGGGGGUUCCGAAGAAGCAGGGGGCGGGAGGUAAGCUCAACUCCGGCGCAACCCCCAAGAAGCCCGCUGCUGCCGCUGCUGGCGCGACGGGGGCUCCUAAGAAGCAGGAGGCGGGAGCUAAGGACACCUCGGGCGCAGCACCCGAGUCCCCCGCUGCUCCCGCUGCUGCAAACGAGCCGCGCGCGCUCCUCGAGGCGGCCGACAGUGAUGCCGUGAUUGACUCCGUUGACUCGGUUGACUUCGACUCCGUUGACUUGGAGGACUCGCGGGUGCUUCUCUCGAUGGGGGAUGCAGCGGCGGACUUGAAGCAGACGUCGGACGACCUCAGCGGCAGCGUGAAGAAAGCUGUCGGGCAGGCGGGGAGGAACGUGCGCAACUCGAUCGGCUCCAUGGUCGGAGUCCCGCCCAACAAGGGCAAGAAGAAGCACCACCGCCGCGGAGGGAAGAAAGCUGGGCGCCGCGGCGGGAAGAAAACUGGCCCCGCGGGAGCUCGUAAGCGCAACUCGGGCGCAGCAGCCCUGAAGACGGCCGCCGCUCCCGGCGCUGCUGGCGGGAAGGCGGUUUCGAAGAAUCAGGCGGGAGGUAAGCUCAACUCCGGCGCGCAUGCGCUGGGAGCAAAGGGCACCUCGGGCACAGCCCCCAAGCCCACCGCUGCCAGCAGUGCUGCCAGCAGUGCUGCACCCAGCAUUUGA
This is a messenger RNA of Closterium sp. NIES-65, 1464 nucleotides long. Lineage: Eukaryota; Viridiplantae; Streptophyta; Zygnematophyceae; Desmidiales; Closteriaceae. The record is from the annotation of a GenBank genome assembly.